GGAAAUAUAAAUAACUCAAUAGCUAAGGAUUUAUAAAAUUGUGCACAGAACAAUUUCUACUUUAGAAUGGCAGGAAGAGGUCGAGGUAAAGCAAGUGGCACUUUAACACAAGAACAACUACAAUCAUUGGGAGUUACUAGUAAAGAAAUACAGGCUGUAACAUCCGCUGCACCACCGCCUUUAUAUCCACCGCUGCUAUCAAAACCAGUACCGCUGGAAUCAAAUGCAGAUCGCAGCUACAAAAUUCUUUGGAAAGAAGAUUUUAUCUCAUAUCUUCGAGAAUCAACGUAUUACACAACAAAGAAAUGUUCCAGAUUACCAGUUCAACGAUACUCUGAUAAAGUCAUAAAUGUAAUAGAAAAUGAUCCCAAAACGAAACGCGAAGGAGACUUUCUUUGGCAGCUGAUGCCUGCGGAGUUGAGGCCAAGUUUUAAACGGAUUAGAAACACUACAGGACCAAGCAAAGAAAAGCGGAUGCGUGGAGCAGAAGAUAUUGAUGCCAAGCUGAAGGCAUUGGAGCAAAAAGAGUCAUCAGGCGAUAGAUCAGAUGUUGUAAAAAAAGAAAAAAGUGAUUCCGAGGAUGAAAAAGAAGGCGACGAUCAGGAAGAAGAGAUGGCCGAUGAAGAAAUGGAUGACGAUAAUGACUACGGGAACAAUUAUUUCGAUAAUGGCGAGGCAUACAACGAUGAAGACGACAAUUUGGAUGAUGGACCGGUUUAUUGAAAGUGAGAUUGCGCAAUCUCGGAGAAAAAGUCCAGCAAAUCGUUAAUGGUAAAUUCAAGGGUUAUCAUUGACCCAGCGUAGCACCGUUGAAUCCACUGUUCCAAAGAGUUAUAUUGAGUGAUAAACUCUUGCUGCAUUUCUCGCCAGACAACUUGUAACAAAUUUUCUU
This is a messenger RNA of Anopheles nili, 892 nucleotides long. RefSeq names its product DNA-directed RNA polymerase III subunit RPC7 (gene Polr3G). The record is from RefSeq and is a predicted model, not a curated record. Bases 67 to 723 code for a protein of 218 amino acids. Lineage: Eukaryota; Metazoa; Arthropoda; Insecta; Diptera; Culicidae. Gene Ontology annotation, biological process: transcription by RNA polymerase III. Gene Ontology annotation, cellular component: RNA polymerase III complex. The transcript has 5 exons.